UCACAGUCAGAACAAAAUCUCGUGAUUCCAUCAGUCUCUCUCCUUGAGAGACCCAUUUGGGUUUCCACUGUGAGAGGGGAAAAUAACCCGAAAAAAGAAAGAGAGAGAUGAUACUUCGGAGCGCGUCGUCGCCGGCGCUUAAGCCACGCGCCGCCGCCCAAAAUCCGUUGGCGCCACGGGUUUCCGUACUUCCUGCGGGCGUCAAAAUGAUUCCCAGAGCUUCAUCGGAGAGGAAUCUGAAGAAGGCCGGAGGAAUCACGAAAUCGGCGUCUUCUAGGGUUCUAGAGGGAUCCGGUUUCGGUGGAGGAAGGAAAUCGUCGAUCGGCGGAGACGGAGGCAGAGGCGGCGAAGAGAGCAUGGAACGGUAUUACGAAGAGAUGAUCAGACGAUUCCCGGGCGAUUCUCUUCUUCUGGCAAAUUAUGCCCGAUUCUUCAAAGAGGUGAAAGGAGAUGAGGUUAAAGCAGAGAAGUACUGCGAGAGAGCGAUACUGACGUCCAAGAACGAGAGAGACGGAGGAUUGCUGUCGAUGUAUGGAGAUUUGAUUUGGAAGAAUCAUGGAGACUCUGUUCGUGCUGAAUCUUACUUCGACCAAGCUGUUCAGUCUUCCCCUAGUGACUGUUAUGUUCUUGCGUCGUAUGCUCGGUUUCUAUGGGAUGCGGACGAAGAAGACGAUGAAGGAGAAGGAGAAGUAAAUAAAUAUCAAACCAAUCUCUCUAACCCUUAUUCUGAAAUAGUUGCUUCAUAAAUCUUGUACCGAUCCUAAACCGGUUUUCAGUUUAAAUGAUAACAGUUACUUGGGUUUGAUUUCA
Molecule: messenger RNA, 810 nt
Organism: Tarenaya hassleriana
Lineage: Eukaryota; Viridiplantae; Streptophyta; Magnoliopsida; Brassicales; Cleomaceae
Exons: 3
Coding region: 108-746 (212 amino acids)
Molecular function (GO): protein binding
Source: RefSeq, a predicted model, not a curated record